GGGGGGAGACAGGACCUCUCGGAAGCCAGCUCCUAGGGAUCCAAGGGAGACCAGGACCCUCCGAAGCCAUGGCCCCCUCCCAUCCUGCUCUCCAGUCCUGCCUACGUCUCUGUUUCUGGUGUCUCCUUCCGAUGUCAGCAGUGUUGGCCCAGCGGGGCUCGCACACUCAGGCUGAGGACCGCCUGUUCAAACACCUGUUUGGAGGCUACAAUCGCUGGGCACGGCCAGUGCCCAACACUUCAGAUGUGGUCAUCGUGCGCUUUGGACUAUCCAUUGCCCAGCUUAUAGAUGUGGAUGAGAAGAAUCAAAUGAUGACCACCAAUGUCUGGUUAAAGCAGGAGUGGAAUGACUACAAACUGCGCUGGGACCCAGCUGAGUUUGGCAACAUCACCUCCCUCCGGGUCCCUUCAGAGAUGAUCUGGAUCCCAGACAUUGUCCUCUACAACAAUGCAGACGGGGAGUUUGCAGUGACCCACAUGACCAAGGCCCACGUCUUCUUCACGGGCACCGUGCACUGGGUGCCCCCGGCCAUCUACAAGAGCUCCUGCAGCAUCGACGUGACCUUCUUCCCCUUCGACCAGCAGAACUGUAAGAUGAAGUUUGGCUCCUGGACCUACGAUAAGGCCAAGAUCGACCUGGAGCAGAUGGAGCAGACGGUCGACCUGAAGGGCUACUGGGAAAGCGGCGAGUGGGCCAUUAUCAACGCCACCGGGACCUAUAACAGCAAGAAGUACGACUGCUGUGUGGAGAUCUACCCCGACGUCACCUACUACUUCGUUAUCCGCCGGCUGCCGCUCUUCUACACCAUCAACCUCAUCAUCCCGUGCCUGCUCAUCUCCUGCCUCACCGUGCUGGUCUUCUACCUGCCCUCCGAGUGCGGAGAGAAGAUCACGCUCUGCAUCUCGGUGCUGCUCUCGCUCACCGUCUUCCUGCUCCUCAUCACAGAGAUCAUCCCAUCCACCUCGCUGGUCAUCCCACUCAUCGGCGAGUACCUGCUCUUCACCAUGAUCUUCGUCACCCUCUCCAUCGUCAUCACGGUCUUCGUGCUCAAUGUACACCACCGCUCCCCCAGCACCCACAACAUGCCCACGUGGGUGAGGGUGGCCCUGCUAGGCCGGGUGCCCCGCUGGCUGAUGAUGAACCGGCCCCUGCCACCUGUGGAGCUCCGUGACUCUCCGGGUCUGAAGCUCAGUCCUACUUAUCACUGGCUGGAGACCAACACAGAUGCUGAAGAAAGGGAGGAGACAGAGGAAGAGGAGGAGGAGGAAGAUAUAUGUAUGUGUGGAGGUCUCCCAGACUCCCCUGUGGGUGUCCUCUAUGGCCAUGGCAACCUGCAUCUGAGGACCCUGGGGCCUGAGGCCAAGGCUCCAUCACAGGAUAGCGAGAUCAUGCUGUCACCUCAGAUACAGAAGGCACUAGAAGACGUUCACUACAUUGCUGACCACCUGAGGUCUGAGGAUGCUGACUCUUCGGUGAAGGAAGACUGGAAGUAUGUGGCCAUGGUGGUAGAUCGGAUAUUCCUCUGGCUGUUCAUUAUCGUCUGCUUCCUGGGGACCAUUGGGCUCUUCCUUCCUCCAUUCUUGGCUGGAAUGAUCUGAUUUUAUGUCCUCUAUGUUGGCUCCAAGGUGGCCUUGACAACCAUCUUCUGGUCUUCUCUAACUGGAGCCAUCUCUAGCAUGUUCUUUUGGGUCAAUACCAUCUGUCUGCUAUGUUCCUAUGAGGCUCCCCAACUAGUCUGGACUUCAGAUCCUCUUUGGAACAGCUCACAGUGACAUUGUUGUGCCAGGUGCUGAGACCACUCAACACGAUCCCUGUUUGGGGAUGCUGAGAAAGGGUGAAGGCAUUUCCUCUGCGGAAGGUGACGAUAUGGCAGUGACUUGAGGGAGGACAAGAUAUUCCUGAAAGAGCGAUAGGAACUGUAUAUGAACCAAAGCAUCGAACAAAGGGAUAGAGGGGUCAGACCAGGGCAAAGAGAAAUAGAACAGCGCCCCAAAGAUGGGGACUUGGGGACAAAGGGAGCACCUGGUGCGGGAGAGCUCUGAACAGCACUUUGGAUUCAGCGUCAGAGAGAACAACUUGGGACGGGGAGCCUGGGAAGGCAGGUUGGGGUAUCUUUAAUCCGGACUGAGGAUGAAGUUCAGCGUCUUCUCGGAACCUGUCUCUGUGUGUUUUGUGAGGUAAUAUCAGUGGCACAAGGCUAUUUCCAGAAGGAGUGAGGCACAAGAGUUCUCAACCUGAAGGUCUUGACCCCUUUUACUUAUCAGAUAUUCUGCAUAUCAGGUGUUUAUAUUAUGAUUCCUAACAAUAACAAAAUUAC
Messenger RNA from Peromyscus leucopus (white-footed mouse), 2317 nucleotides. It is a transcript of the gene Chrna2, whose product is annotated as cholinergic receptor nicotinic alpha 2 subunit. The coding region runs from base 69 to 1598 and encodes 509 amino acids. NCBI's taxonomy places the organism in Eukaryota, Metazoa, Chordata, Mammalia, Rodentia, Cricetidae. Gene Ontology annotation, biological process: signal transduction; monoatomic ion transmembrane transport; chemical synaptic transmission. The transcript is spliced from 6 exons. Gene Ontology annotation, molecular function: transmembrane signaling receptor activity; acetylcholine-gated monoatomic cation-selective channel activity. The record is from RefSeq and is a predicted model, not a curated record. Gene Ontology annotation, cellular component: synapse; neuron projection; postsynaptic membrane.